Messenger RNA from Rotaria sordida, 330 nucleotides. The record is from the annotation of a GenBank genome assembly. NCBI's taxonomy places the organism in Eukaryota, Metazoa, Rotifera, Eurotatoria, Philodinida, Philodinidae.
AUGGUAAGCAUAAGUCCUGAUGUUGAAUAUCUUCGAGAACGAUACAAUAUUGGCAAGAAUAAUAGCUAUGAGCUUAUAAUUCAAUAUCACACAGUACUUCAGGAUGGUACUAUAUUAACAAAAGACGAAACUCAAAUUGAACCUAUGGUUCAAAUUAAUUUUAAUAUUGAUCUACAAUAUCCUUAUUUUACAUUAAUUAUGGUUGAUCCGGAUGCUCCUCAACGAGGUAAUGAACAUGCUGGUCCAUGGUUACAUUGGAUUCAUUCUGGUUUUAUAGGAAAUGAUUUAAGCCAGGGUAGAACUCUUGGUAUAUUAUUUUCAUAUUUAUAG